Molecule: messenger RNA, 1628 nt
Organism: Panicum virgatum (switchgrass)
Lineage: Eukaryota; Viridiplantae; Streptophyta; Magnoliopsida; Poales; Poaceae
Product: alpha-ketoglutarate-dependent dioxygenase alkB-like
Exons: 7
Coding region: 31-1125 (364 amino acids)
Biological process (GO): oxidative RNA demethylation
Cellular component (GO): nucleus; cytoplasm
Molecular function (GO): ferrous iron binding; oxidative RNA demethylase activity; broad specificity oxidative DNA demethylase activity
Source: RefSeq, a predicted model, not a curated record
GCGAAGACAAGCUCUCACGCGCCGCCGGCGAUGUACGGCGCUUCCGACCCCGCCGCUGCGGACCGCACGGCGUUCCGGCGGGCGGAGAAGCAGUACAAGCUCUACAAGCCGCCCAACCUCAAGGGAAGGUCCAGGUCCAGGUCCAGGAGCAAGCCGGACGGCGUUGAGGGAGGCUGCGGUGACCUUUCAGCGGUGGUUGACUUCCACGCGCUGCUUGCGGCCGACGGGGAGCUGCCCGCCGGGAUCGGCCGGAGCAACUGCGCCGGGUUCGACCACCCCGUGUUCUGCUUCUUGGACCGGCCGGGAUUCUAUUUCAUUCCUGGCGCUCUAUCAACUGAGGAACAAUGCUAUUGGAUUAGGGAAAGCUUGAAAACAUUUCCACAGCCACCUAAUAGGACUAAUUUGACUGCUAUAUAUGGUUCAAUUUCUGACUUGUUCGUUGCUGCUAAAAAUCGAAAGAUCCUGGUUGAAGUGGAAAAUUCUGAUGUACAAGAAAAAGAACAGAAUAAUGGUGAUGGAAAAACGGAAUCUAAAUACUCCAAAUUUGUGGAAGACUCAGAGAUCCAGAAGGGUGAAGGGUGUAGGUCAACCAGAGCAACUACUCUCAUGCGCAAGCUCCGGUGGAGCACCCUUGGCCUGCAAUUUGAUUGGUCAAAACGCAACUAUGAUGUAUCACUUCCACACAAGAGGAUUCCAGAUGCCCUAGCUAAUCUUGCAAAAAAUAUGGCUAUUCCAGCUAUGCCUUUUGGAGAAGAAUUCAAGCCAGAAGCUGCUAUAGUGAACUAUUAUGGUCCAAGUGAUAUGCUCGGUGGCCAUGUUGAUGACAUGGAAGCAGAUUGGACAAAACCUAUUGUAAGCAUAAGUUUGGGUUGCAAGUGCAUCUUUCUUCUUGGAGGAAAGACAAGAGAUGAAGUUCCAACAGCAAUGUUCCUGCGAAGCGGUGAUAUAGUACUGAUGGCUGGGGAAGCACGAGAACGCUUCCAUGGUGUACCACGGAUCUUCACAGAAAGCGACCAACAAGAAAUCUCUGCACUGGUUUCACAACUAUCUGGUGAAGAUGACUGCUUUAUCUUGGACUACAUCAAGAAUUCCAGGAUAAAUAUCAACAUCAGACAAGUCUACUGAAGACCAGAUUGGUUGCAGACUUGCACAUAUUUGUAAUGAAUGCUGCAUCUUCACUGGAGUCAGGUGCAUUUGCAGAGUACCAUGGUUCGUUAAGUGGCAUCUGGAAUAGGAAUGAAGGAUCAGAACGCUUAGAAUAUAUGCAUCAAACUAACCACAAUUAUAGCCCCCAUUGGACAAGAUUUUUUGUAUAAUUUGGCAACACGGGGAAGAUAAAAGGCUAAUUUUCAGGGAUUUUAGACCAAGCAGACCUUGAGCAGGAUUGCUGAUCAAAAGGGUUAACAAUUGGUAUCUGAUUUCAUCUUGUUCCAUUUUCUGAUGUUUCAGUCCUCCACAAUUUUGCUGCUACUGCAAGAUGUUUGUAAAUCUAUUUGGACUUAUGCUUGAUGUUCCCCUCACCUUGAGAAUCCAUAUGCCAAUAUUUGUAUCUUCUGUGUCUGUGUAAGUUAUCAUUUGUAUCAACGGAUGGGUUGACUUUUUGCUUGGCAUUGCAGUUCCAUAUAGAC